Molecule: messenger RNA, 1115 nt
Organism: Oncorhynchus keta (chum salmon)
Lineage: Eukaryota; Metazoa; Chordata; Actinopteri; Salmoniformes; Salmonidae
Product: augurin-A-like
Exons: 4
Coding region: 283-744 (153 amino acids)
Biological process (GO): anaphase-promoting complex-dependent catabolic process; G1 to G0 transition; central nervous system development
Source: RefSeq, a predicted model, not a curated record
UCUCCGCUCUCUACCUCUCGAACCGGCCGUCUAACUUCAAACCAGACUACAAUCAAAUAACCACAUUGAUACAACACAUCCGUUACCCUUUACACUUGUGGGAAUGGGCCUGUAUGGAUAGGGCUACAUGGAAAUGUUUCUUACAGAAGAAAUAUGAAAAGCAUAUGCAUAAUCAUGGUAACAAUUGAAAGGGAACCGUUUUGGAGAUAAUGGGGAAGUGAUUAGACCGAAGUUGGGCACACCUGACACAAGACUGAAUCCAAACAUUACACUGUUGAUUUGAUGUGCAUUUUACUGUACUUUUUGCCACAUUUGUUGAAAACAAAAUCUGAAAAUACUCUGGAUAUAUUCUGUAACAUGACGAUAAUAUUUCUGGAGAAUGUGAGAUGGCGCAGGGGAGAACAAGCUCCACAGACUACUGAAGAAAAGAGAUGCGGGCGGAGGUACGAAGCCUGCGGGGUGGCGGUGGCCCCCUCCAAGGCCAAAGAGUUCCUGACCUCCCUACGGAGGCCCAAGAGGAACAUCUGGGACCGCAGCAGGCCAGAUGUGCAGCAAUGGAUCAUGCAGUUCAUGCACAUGGGGUAUGACGAGGCGAGGCUUGAGACUGACCUGUCCUACUGGAUGGACCUGGCCCGGUCGUCAGACCAAGGUCGCCAGCACCAUUAUGACGAGAGCGCCCCCAUCGGGCCCCAGGACCCCAGUUCAUACAGACACGGCGCCAAUGUCAAUUAUGACUACUAUUAAUUGGCCAGCUGUGAUUUACUCAGUUUCUCUGUCUCAACAUAACAAUCACAUGAGCUUAAAAGAGAGAGUUCUGAGAUUUUACAUAGCAAGAUAUGUGUUCCCUUAGACGACUUCAAAGUAAGGAAACAAAUAUGUUGUUUUGUAAAAAUCGCUGAACUGUCCCAAUCACAUGAAUGCUUCCCUCUUCUGCGACUUAUCCCUCUGAUGCUAUUCUGCACACCUACAGUAAUGUAGCCUUCUCUGUAAUGCAAGAAAUGGAGCUUAGACAUGCCUGUCCCCGACUAUGGAUUGGGUUUCACUGUCUCUACAUUGUAUCCUUUGCUGUCUGGGAGAUUGAGACCUGCUGAUGUACCUGCUGUGAUGGGACCACG